AUGAUGGCGGACAUUCUGACGAAGUCCUUGCCAGCGCCGAGAAUGGAGGAGCUACGCAAGAUGUUCAACUUGAGGACGAUUCAGGCUGAAGUCGAGGAGGAGUGUUAG
Messenger RNA from Peronospora matthiolae, 108 nucleotides. The record is from the annotation of a GenBank genome assembly. Lineage: Eukaryota; Oomycota; Peronosporomycetes; Peronosporales; Peronosporaceae.